Molecule: messenger RNA, 3703 nt
Organism: Amyelois transitella
Lineage: Eukaryota; Metazoa; Arthropoda; Insecta; Lepidoptera; Pyralidae
Gene: Tps1
Exons: 12
Coding region: 295-2778 (827 amino acids)
Biological process (GO): trehalose biosynthetic process
Cellular component (GO): cytosol; alpha,alpha-trehalose-phosphate synthase complex (UDP-forming)
Molecular function (GO): catalytic activity
Source: RefSeq, a predicted model, not a curated record
UCCGGCAGCAGCGCUCGUUCAGACUCAAACGAGCAUCUCGCUCUUCUGCGCCGCGUCUCGAAACACCAAGUCUAUAAAGGCCACCGCCGCACACAAAGGAACAGUUCGCCUUCGAUCUCCGCCCAUGACGUUUAUUUAGAACACGCAAGCGAAAAACAUUAACGUGGAAAACUUCUUGCGAUGAUUGCAAAAGUGAAAAGUUUCAUGAAUACCAUUUGAAUAACCCUCCUUUUAUGCGCGCAUGCGUGAUAACCUCACUGUGAUUGGCCGUGCAUAGGAACGUAUCGAAAAAGCAUGAGUGAAAUGAAUGUAAAGUGUGUCAGUCGCUCGGCGUGCAACAGCAAAGGGAGCAUGAUUGUGGUUUCGAACCGGCUACCUUUUAUUCUCAAGAGAAAUGAAAAAACCGGGGAGUUAGAGAGAAAAGCCAGCGCGGGAGGCCUGGUUACCGCAGUUGCUCCGGUGGUCAUCAGAGGUAAUGGGAUCUGGGUUGGAUGGCCUGGGAUACACCUCGAUGAUCCCAACGAGAAAAUCCCGGAGUCCAACCCUAAUGACAAGACGCCGACCGCGGGACUUCUCUCCAAAAAGAUCGUGCCGAUUCACGCGGAACCCAAUCUCUUCGACAGUUACUACAAUGGUUGCUGCAACGGAACAUUCUGGCCUCUGUUCCACUCCAUGCCCGACCGAGCCACCUUCAUCGCGGACCAUUGGAAGGCGUACAUCAAGAUCAAUGAAGAGUUCGCAGAAAAAACGGUCCAUGCUCUGCGUCUCCUCAAGGAACAUAAAGAGAAAAAUGGGUCAGCGUCGCCGAUCGUGUGGGUCCACGACUAUCAUCUCAUGUUGGCGGCUAAUUGGAUCAGACAGCGGGUGGAAGAGGACGACAUAAAAUGCAAACUCGCAUUUUUCCUACAUAUACCGUUCCCGCCCUGGGAUAUCUUUAGACUGUUUCCAUGGUCGGAUGAAGUUUUACAAGGAAUACUUGGUUGCGACAUGGUCGGAUUCCACAUAACAGAUUACUGUUUAAAUUUCAUUGACUGUUGCCAAAGAAAGUUGGGAUGUCGUGUGGACAGAAAAAAUCUUCUAGUCGAAUUGGGCGGGCGCACAAUUUGCGUUCGCCCCCUGCCCAUAGGUGUCCCGUUCGACAGAUUCGUGCAGUUGGCACAAAAUGCGAAACCAGUGCUCUCUACCAACCAAAAAGUCAUACUUGGAGUCGAUAGACUAGAUUAUACCAAAGGAUUAGUACAUAGACUGAAAGCUUUUGAGAGAUUACUAGAAAAACAUCCUGAACAUAUAGAGAAAGUGAUGUUGCUGCAGAUUUCUGUACCUUCGAGGACAGAUGUGAAGGAAUACCAGGAUUUGAAAGAGGAAAUGGAUCAACUAGUUGGAAGAAUAAAUGGGAGAUUUACUACACCGAACUGGUCGCCUAUAAGAUAUAUCUACGGAUGCGUCGGCCAGGACGAGCUGGCGGCUUUCUACCGUGAUGCGGCCGUAGCGCUGGUCACCCCUCUACGCGACGGCAUGAACCUGGUGGCCAAGGAGUUUGUGGCGUGCCAGAUCAACAAGCCGCCGGGUGUCCUUAUCGUGUCACCGUUCGCCGGCGCCGGAGAAAUGAUGCACGAAGCGCUAAUUUGCAAUCCUUAUGAGCUGGACGACGCUGCAGAGGUUAUUCACAGAGCACUAAUGAUGCCCGAAGACGAGCGGACGGUCCGCAUGAACUACCUGAGGCGGCGGGAGCAGCUCAACGAUGUGGACAGUUGGAUGAAAUCCUUCCUCAAGGCCAUGGACUCCUUGGAAGAGGAGGCAGAUGACAUCGGAGCCACCUCCAUGCAGCCCGUUACCAUGGACGAUUUCGACGAAUACCUCUCUAAAUACAUCGGAUACACGCAGAAGUUGGCGCUCAUGCUGGACUACGAUGGUACCCUGGCACCCAUCGCACCGCAUCCCGACCUGGCGACCCUCCCCUUGGAGACCAAACACACGCUGCAAAGGCUAUCCAACAUGUCUGAUGUGUACAUUGCGAUUAUAUCGGGAAGAAACGUCGAUAACGUCAAAAACAUGGUGGGCAUCGAGGGCAUCACCUACGCCGGUAACCACGGCCUGGAGAUCCUUCACCCCGACGGCAGCAAGUUCGUUCACCCCAUGCCGAUGGAACUGCAGGACAAAGUCGUAGAACUGCUCAAGGCCUUACAAGAACAGGUGUGCAAAGACGGCGCAUGGGUGGAGAACAAGGGCGCUUUACUUACGUUCCACUACCGGGAGACGCCGCCGGCCAAGCGGCCCGCGCUGGAGGCACAGGCUCGCAAGCUGAUCGCCGCCGCUGGGUUCACGCCCGCGCCUGCGCAUUGCGCUAUAGAGGCACGCCCGCCGGUACAGUGGGAUAAAGGUCGCGCAUCGAUUUAUAUCCUGAGGACGGCUUUUGGACUGGACUGGUGCGAAAGAAUAAGAGUAAUUUAUGCUGGUGACGAUAAUACUGAUGAGGACGCUAUGUUGGCUUUGAAAGGUAUGGCAGCCACAUUCCGUAUCGCGUCGUCCCAAAUCACCAAGACAUCAGCCGAGCGGCGGCUGUCGUCACCGGACUCUGUGUUGGCGAUGCUCAAAUGGGUGGAGAGGCAUUUCUCUAGACGCAAGCCUCGCGCCAACUCGCUCACCUACAAGAGCGCGAGGAAAGCACGGGACACACUACACAUGCAGAUGUCCUACCAACUCCCUCCUAGAACAUCCCCGAUACAAACGCCACCGCGGAGCCCUGACAAAUCCUCCAGUGGCUCAGAAUCCAGUUAAAACUGGACUUUGGUUUAAUGAUUCUGUUGAUCAUAGCUUAAGUUAAUUAGAAUUUCAUUUUGAAAUCCAACUUAAAGGUAUAUGCUCUUUAUGUGCGAAAAAACAAGCUUUUGCGUAUUUAGUAACUGAAAAAGUUCAGGUGUUAAAAAGAAAAGAGCACCGAGUAGUGUACCUUUAUGACGCACAACCAAACACUGUGCACACCACCUUAAUAUAAUUAAUUACAUUUGACUACCCUAUGAUACUAUGAAUAAUAUUUUGUUAAGUUUUAUAAAUGACUUCGAGACCUUUUUGUGCAGUCAUACAACCAAUUUAAUUUUAAAAAAGCAUUUGGGCAAAUUAUACCCACAUACCUAUUUAUUGUAAUAAAUGUGAUAGAAUAGUGAUGUACAAUUAAUGUUUAAGUUAUGGCUAUAUCACGAUGUCUAUGUUAUUUGUGUAUAAAAGUUUCAUAUACGAUAAUAUAUUCUUAAAGAAUUGACCAAAAUUUUAGGAGCAUUUAAUUUUUUUGCAAUGCUUAACGUCUCCUGCUUACAAAGUAUAUUGGAGAAAAAUUCACAUUAUAAUUUAACUAAAUUAUUGAUUUUAUUUUACUUUGGGAAAUUCAUUUAUUGAUAUAUUGAAAUCAAAUUCUUUAUAGCUAUAACUAUUUAAUAUUUAACUGUUUUGUUUAUAGACUAUUUCUUACAUGAAAUAAAAAAUAAUUAUGCUUACACGUAACUCAAGUAAAGUGUAGAUUCACGGUGUAGAAUAUAAAGACAAAAUACUCUACAAUCGAUGAAGAAACUAGUCUAGAUGGUGACUAUUCUAUUGUCCGACGUGCACUGAAAAACCCUAUCUCGAAUUAUAUCAAUGGCGUAUUUUUAGAUCCAUAUUGAAUGUUUUACCUGAAUUUUAUGUAAAAGAAAUAAAAUACUAUAUAACA